CUUCGCGACCCUCCAAAAGAAAAAGAAAUAAAAAAAAAAAAAGGCAUUGCUACUAAAGCAGCAGAGGAAUGCCAUUCGAAUAGAGGAGGCGAUGAGGGCGAAAACUCCAAACCCUAGCAAAGCGAGGGGAGGAGGAAGAAGACGAAGAAGAGGAGCUCCCACUCCGGUAACGUCGCCGGCGAUGGCGGGGAGCUCUCCGGCCGGCGACCUCUCCGCCCAGCUCGGCCACGUCUCCCUCCUCCCCCUCCCCUCCGCCCCGGAAGCUUCCACGCUCUUCCAGAAGCUUCUGGGAGCUCCCUCCGAUGUCCCCCCCUUGCUCACCGAGGGCGACGACGCAGCAUUGCUCGAGGACAAAGAUUACUGCAUCCUGAGCCAAGAUUUCUUCUGCACCCCUGACUACAUUACGCCGGACGCACAGCCGAUCUCGAACAAUUUCGAGCUCAAUAAGGAGAACAUUUCGUGUCCCAAAUCGCCAGAGAAGUCAGUGGUUGCCCGGAGCAAGAGGUACAAACGCGAUUGCUCACCAAGCAAUCCUCGGCUGAUUGCAGAAGUGCAGUUAGAUAUUCCGGGCUCAGAGUUAGUUGAGCAGAAAAAGUUAUUGCAAAUUGGUUCGCAAAAAAAGAAAAGUUAUGUUUCUCAAUCAGCGGUAGCUCUGCGUUGCCGGGUUAUGCCCCCGCCUUGCAUCAAAAAUCCAUAUCUGAAUUCGGUUUCUGCAAUUGAUGUCGAUAUUUUCUGUGACAGAAGGUCAAAGCUAACAGGUUCUUCUCCAUCAGUUGGUUGUGAAAGUCUUUCGCGCUACCGCACUGAUUUCCAUGAAAUCGAGCAAAUUGGUUGCGGUAAUUUCAGUCGCGUAUUUAAGGUUCUCAAGAGAAUAGAUGGCUGUUUAUAUGCUGUGAAACAUAGCAUCAAGCAGUUGCGUAAUGACUUGGACAGGAAACGUGCAUUGAUGGAAGUUCAAGCUUUAGCAGCCCUAGGUUCUCAUGAUAAUGUAGUCAGAUACUACACUUCUUGGUUUGAGAAUGAGCAACUCUAUAUUCAGAUAGAACUUUGUGAACGGAGUCUCUCCAUCAAUAGAAGUCAUGCACCUAAAUGUGGAGAGGUCCUUGAAAUGUUAUACCAGAUAGCUAAAGCGUUGCACUUUAUGCACAAGCAUGGUGUAGCCCACCUAGAUGUGAAACCAGAGAACAUAUAUAUCAAAAAAGGAAUAUAUAAGCUUGGAGAUUUUGGUUGCGCAACUCUAAUCGAUCGUAGUUUAGGUAUUGAAGAAGGCGAUUCACGAUACAUGCCUCAAGAAAUGUUAAAUGACAAGUAUGAGCAUCUGGAUAAGGUCGACAUCUUCUCUUUAGGAGCUGCAACGUACGAGCUUGUCAAAGGAACACCUCUUCCUGAAUCUGGACCUCAAUUCUCGAAUCUUAGAGAGGGCAAAAUCUCUUUGCUACCUGGGUACCCUCUACAGUUCCAGAGCUUACUCAAGGCUAUGAUGGAUCCAGACCCUCUAAAACGGCCUUCUGCAAAAGAAGUAAUGGAACACCCAAUCUUCGACAAGCUACGCACAAACCUCUGAAAGAAGCAAAGAAUAUUUGACAAAGUUUAAGCAGUGAAAGAACUUAAAUAUUUUUUAGUUUCCUAUUAAGUCUUUCUCACUAAUUUUUGGAACUGCUCUUGAAAGGCUUAUUGUGCUUCUUUUUUUCUUUUUUCUGUAUAAUACACAAGUACUACUACCCUCUCCCAGGUUUUGUAAAGAUGCAUUCAGGUACCUCCUACGUGAUUGAAUGGAAUUUAUUUUCAAUCCCUCUUUUUUUCUGGGGGCUGGUUUUUGUAAGCAGUUUUUUUCAAUAGAAUUUCUCCAACUUGGAACUUAA
Messenger RNA from Ananas comosus (pineapple), 1862 nucleotides. RefSeq names its product wee1-like protein kinase. The record is from RefSeq and is a predicted model, not a curated record. Gene Ontology annotation, biological process: protein phosphorylation. The transcript is spliced from 10 exons. Bases 92 to 1564 code for a protein of 490 amino acids. Lineage: Eukaryota; Viridiplantae; Streptophyta; Magnoliopsida; Poales; Bromeliaceae. Gene Ontology annotation, molecular function: ATP binding; protein kinase activity.